GAGAUGUAUCAAUCUAAUCAAGCAAGAAUUAAGAAGGAAAUCCCUUCCAUCUUGCCCGGCCGUGGGCAAAAGGCCCCCGGCCGGCCCUCUCGCGCCCUCCUUCUAGCAGCACCAUAACAGGGACAUUAAACAUAUAUAGGAUUUCACCCUUGCUACUCAUGUUUUAAAGUGUUGUCCUGGAAAAAAUUUAGAUGCCGUACCAUCUCUGAGGUAGAAGAUGGCUCCUAAACUUGCUUCCCAAUUGCCGGUUAUUGUCUUCUGGGACUACUAACUAGUGAAUUUAUAUUACAUGUCCAGAUGGAGAACCAUGCUAGUAGAAGUAAGUGCUGUUGUGUGCUUUGUUUAUUUGCCGACAAGAACUGUGUUUUCCCUGCAACUGGAAAUGUUUCAAGUCUGUCAUGCCUCCAAAGAAGAUUGAAGUGGUCUAAGUAUCAAGGUCCUUCUAGGUGGAGAUACAUGGAAAUAAAAAUCUUCAAUGGUCUGCGAAAAUAUCCCUAAGAAGCAUCUAUAAUCUUUGGUGAGAGAAUGCUAACUUUGCUCAAAAAGUCAAAGAGCUGAGGAUUCAAACAAGGUACAAACAAUUUCUUCUAGUUAUAGUUUUCUUCCAAGGUUCUAGCAUGGCUCUAUACAUAGAGGUGCAAGCUUGAAACUUGACUGAUGUUUACUUUUGAGGUGAUAAAAUCUCACCAGGAUGUAGCACUUGGUUUGCAAGUUUGGAACUGAUUAACUGAGUAGUUCUUACAGUUGAACAUUGUGCUCAUUUUGUCGAAUCAACAGCAGGACAGUGCCUAUUUCCUUGUAGCUGGAACCGAGGAGGUUUGCUGCAAUAUCUAUUCCAGGAACCAGAAUUUUCCUUAGUUAACUUCCAGCUGCACCUGUAACUUUGUAAAGUUGUACUGAAAGGCCUAUUAUGUGGCAUCACGCUUAAAUUCAUUCCGGGUCUGGAAGAAGAGUAAAUUAUGGAAGUAAAAUACCAUGAGAAAUCUGAGUGCAUGCCCAUCUACUUGCUACCAGGCUUGGUUGACUCUUGACAGAAAGAAGUUGUGGCUGACUUGAGAAGGCAUUCAAGAGUUGCCUGAGUUAUGAUUUGAUAAAAGGAGAUAAUGUAGGGAAAUGAUGUUGGCAUCAGAUAAUGUAAUCAUCCUCCAGUUGAAGUAUUCUACGACUGGACCAACUGAACCACAAGUAUGGAAUCAAAAUAAACAACACAUAUGCAGACAGAGAGUGGUUUCCAUUUCUUUAUUUAGACGUUUUCUAAAACUGAUCAGCAGGUGCAUCCCCUUUGGCCGUGCUGGAUCCUUAUUAGCUUAUGUCAUCACGAUAUACAGGAGAGCGAAUACUAAAUAUAGGCCUUUUGGCCCUUUUCAAUCAAAAUCAGGACUAGGUACUACUGAUACAUCAUGGAGUGUUUAUUUCCCCCCCCCCCCUACCUUGUUGUAUUGUUCUGUGUUUUAUUCGAUGUCGUAUGGCGGUGCAGUUGCUUCUUAUUGUAUGUCAUGUUUGGUGAUGGAAGAAGUUGACUCAUUCUGCAAAAGGAAAACCACAAACCAAUAUAGAACGUUUUGACUUAUCACAGGGCUAGCUGGAGUCCAGUACCUACCAACUCCUUGUUUUAAGCUUAACGUUAGUGCUAACUCGUUUUCCUGCCACGUUGCCUUGGGUCUUCAACUUGAAUUAGUAUAUUCAUAUCCUGAUGCUGAUAUGAUAUGAUAUGUCUUCCACUCUGCACUAGCAGUUCUAUGUUUUUUUUAUACUCUAGAAAGCAGUUCUAUUUUUCUGGGGCACAUUGUUGAUUGUUCAACUUUUGUACUAACUGCAAAUUCUACUACACCAGAGAAUAUAGUACUAGUAUUUUGGUAGAUCGUAUUAUUAUUUUUAUUUUAACUAAUAACAGGACAGCUGGUGGCUGAAAGGGUUAUUUCCCUUGAAAAUUAUAUAAGUGGAGUUGAUAAGAGGCCCGCCUCAAACUCUCAAAGGCACCUGCUUGUUUGGCGCCACCUCUCAUCUGUUUGUCGUUUGCUUACUCCUGCGGAUUCAUCAUAUUCCAGUCUUUACAAGCUGCCAUCAAGAUGUUGCCGCUUGAACAUAAGCCCGGGCACUGAGUUUUUUGGAUGGCAGUGACCUGCAGAACCUCCAAGAUAUCUGCCUUCCGUGGUUGCAAUUCUUGUGGGUCCUACUUUUAAUCUUGCAAGUGCUUCAAAGGGAAGGCCUGCACUGCAAGGGAGUAGUGAGGGAGGCAGAGUUAUGGGAGUUGUGCUUCUAGAUUUCUCUCACAAAUUGAUCAAACGACGAGCUUGUCUACGGUGGAAGCAAGCAGGCCGCGCAUCUUACCGUUGCAGCUAGUAUUUUCUGGCAGCUUGCUCCCAGUCUGCAACUUCUCUUUGCUGUGUUUGUUGCAUGAGGUUUGAGCUGUGAGCACAUGGGGUUGAACACAGAAUCGUUGCGAGGCUUGUGUUCUGAUCGUCUAUGGAAGUAUGCAGUAUUUUGGUCAAUCAAAAGCGAGAAGCAUGGCAUCUUGACUUGGGAGGAUGGCUACGUCGACAAGAUGACCAAAAACACGAGAGAUCAUUACGGGGGCCCAGCUGAUGGUGACAACCAGAUAAUAACACCUACUUCUAACGAUGGCCAAUAUCAAAGCUAUCCAUUUUGCCCCAUCGAGGCAGCAUUACUGCGCAUGUCUAGUCAUUCAUAUUCUCUUGGAGAAGAAAUUAUUGGUAAAGUGGCCAUUAUGGGACAACAUUGCUGGAUUUCUUCCAGUGAUCUUCGUUCAACUUUGGUGUACAAGUAUCACGAAGACUGGCAAUUUCAGUUUGCAGCAGGAAUCAAAACAGUUCUACUUGUACCAGUGAUUCCUUAUGGGGUUCUUCACCUGGGAUCUUUAUGUAUGGUUUUGGAAAGUUCAGCACUGGCGACACACAUGAAGGACCUGUUCUAUAAGAUUUACAAUCCCUCAAUUCCUCAUAAUCCUUCAGCCACAGGGUUCUGCUACUCAAAUUCUUUGAAAAGACCUACUGCAGAUGUAUCGUUGGAUCCCGCAGAUGUUCUGGCCCAUGACUUAUUUGAUGUGAUCAACAAUUCUGCUCAGCUAUUUACCAUUGAACACCUUAGUCUACCACAUCCCUUCACUCCGUCCGAGUUUCCAAUGUUAGAAGAUGUCAUUACAGGAGCGUACGAUAUUGGUCUAACAACUUGCUCAGAUGAGAGUGAUCUGUGGACCAAUGUUCAUGAAGCACCAUCUGAACUCACUCACUGCAAGACACUGGUCGACCCGGAGAUGAAAAACCUCUCAUUUAUGGAUAAGUUGAUCAAUUCCAACAGCAAACUGAGUUGCACAUCAGUAAUUAACAUACAAGAUGCGGAUUAUAAUAAUAUUGAUGAUUUUAUUCUGGCAUAUAUGGCACAAGAAUAUCAGGAGCACACAUGUGGCAGCACUUUAGUUUUAAAUGAUGAUGUUGUAACUUCAGAUUCUUCAAUUCACUCAAAGAUGCACAAAGAUCUUGAGGCAAUUCCCAGGGAAGAUAUUGAGAGCUUCAUGUGGCAUGGUAGAUUGAAACAACAAGAGUCUACAAGCCACUCUCUCCUUCAAGCGAAUGGAAAUAAAGCAUAUUCUUACUCACACCUCGAGACCAAUGAUUAUGCUGAAUUCUUAGUGGAUGCUAUAACCAACCAGGUUGGUAAUAUCCCAAACAGUUGCUCGUAUCACUCGACUGAUUCUUCGACUUCAAGCGAAACACAAAUACAGAGAGAAGAUCAUGCACUGAGGUUGGAUUCUUCGACUUCAUGCGGAACACAAAUACAGAGAGAAGAUCAUGCACUGAGGUUGGAGGAAUCGGCAAUCCCAGAUCCCUUUGGUGGUCGAGAAUUUUCACUUACCUCAGUCGAAGAAGGCUUCAUGACUUCCAAAAUGACUGUUUCGCUCCCGAAGGGAAUCAACAGGACCAUGACUGAAGAAUGCGUGGUUCAUACAAUUCAAGACAUGCACAGGGAAAUUUCAGUUGAAAUAAAGCAUGAAGGCGGAAAAAAAGAACUGCACAGACCAAGACCGAGAGACAGGCAACUGAUUCAAGACAGGAUGAAGGAGUUGAGGGAGCUCAUUCCAAAUGCAUCAAAGUGCAGCAUUGAUGCUCUCCUGGACAAAACAAUAACACAAAUGCUGUUCCUCCAAAGUGUAUCGGAGAAAGCUGAGAAGCUUCAGAACAAAACAAGAAAUGAGAAGUUCGGUAACGAGGCCAAGAAGAAGCUGGAAAACUGCCCGCUGAGAGUGGAAGAGCUCGAGGAACCUGGUCAUCUUCUCAUUGAGAUAUUGUGCAAGGAGUAUGACGUCUUUUUCGAGACUGCGCAUCUGUUCAAGGGCCUUGAGGUCAGCAUACUGAAGGGAGAGCUGGAGCAUCGUUCUGGCCAGCUCUGGGCUCGCUUUGUUGUUGAGGCUUCCAAAUGUUCAAACCAGAUGCAGAUUCUUUGCCCACUGAUGCACCUCUUGCAGAGGAGAUGAUUCCAUUGCCGCGUGUUCAGACAAGUGCCGCCUUGCAGCUAGUCCAGUUUCCGUUUCAAUAAGAGUGUGCAGUUACAGAAUAUACUGUUUCAUUGCAGACAUCUGUUUCCUUCUCUGAGACAUAUGGCAACCCAGAGUUGCUUAUGCUGUUACAGAAUAUACUUUGAUCACAGGACUGUGAAAUGCUAUGGUGUGAAAGGAAUGCAUUGUGUACCAAAAGUUCAUCAUAUGAAAGAUGCCUAUAAACUA
Messenger RNA from Triticum aestivum (bread wheat), 4741 nucleotides. Its product is annotated as transcription factor EMB1444. Gene Ontology annotation, molecular function: DNA-binding transcription factor activity; protein dimerization activity. The record is from RefSeq and is a predicted model, not a curated record. Lineage: Eukaryota; Viridiplantae; Streptophyta; Magnoliopsida; Poales; Poaceae. The coding region runs from base 2420 to 4492 and encodes 690 amino acids. The transcript is spliced from 13 exons. Gene Ontology annotation, biological process: regulation of DNA-templated transcription.